Python bivittatus (Burmese python) is the source of this 465-nucleotide messenger RNA. NCBI's taxonomy places the organism in Eukaryota, Metazoa, Chordata, Lepidosauria, Squamata, Pythonidae. The record is from RefSeq and is a predicted model, not a curated record.
AUGAAAGUUAAUGGAUCCACCGUUAUUGGACAGGAGGGAGUUGAAGUGAAGAGGGCAAAGUCAUUCAUUUGGAGCCCUGGAAAAGAAAGUGUGGUGGCAAAAAUAAGUACUCCUGAGGACUCUGAUGAUUUUGAAGACUUCCCGUCAGAAAAUGAAGACUGGGAAUUAAUUGGCGAAGAUUGCAGUAUGCCUACCCUUACUGUUUUUCCUGAGAUGAAACCAGUCUCCCUGUAUGAAGAAGAGGACUGGGACAAGGAGCUGGCAGACUCUGAAAACAAUAAAAACCCUUAUGAUUUAGAUGAUAUUAUCCACUGUGGAGGUUUCUUGGAUGGCAAUCCAGAGGCAUUCUGUUCAGUUCAAGAAGAACCUCUCUAUGACCCAAGCUUAUACCACGUAGCACCGCUGACUUUGAUUCACUUAGAGGCUGUGAUAGAGGAUGGCCAAUUUGAAGACGCUGCUGACUGA